Molecule: messenger RNA, 5898 nt
Organism: Siniperca chuatsi (mandarin fish)
Lineage: Eukaryota; Metazoa; Chordata; Actinopteri; Centrarchiformes; Sinipercidae
Product: choline transporter-like protein 2
Exons: 22
Coding region: 260-2452 (730 amino acids)
Biological process (GO): choline transport; transmembrane transport
Cellular component (GO): membrane
Molecular function (GO): choline transmembrane transporter activity
Source: RefSeq, a predicted model, not a curated record
GGAGGAGAUAGAGGGAGAUGCACAGGUGGGGCACAUUGGAAAGAGGCAGUUGUUUCAGGAUAAACACAAAGGGGAAGGCUCACAACUAUUCAGCGACAGGUUGGACUGGUUUGUUCCUCCACAAUACUCGUGUUUCCUCCGCUCUUGCUCAUUUUUACCAGCAGAGAGGGAGGAAGAACUGAACCAGACAAAGGGGCUGUGGAAAGAGUAAAAGGAUUCUCUGUACAUUUCAACAUUUGGCUCAGAAAGAAAUUUCAACAUGCCUGGGGAUGGAGAAUAUUAUGGAAAGCAUGGCGAGCCAAGGAAGUAUGACCCGACCUUUAAGGGCCCGAUCCAGAGCAGGGGCUGCACUGACAUUGUGUGCUGCAUCCUCUUCAUUCUUGCCAUACUGGGUUAUAUUGCAGUGGGAAUACUCGCCUGGUCCCAGGGUGACCCCAGGAAGGUGAUCUAUCCCACAGACAGUCGAGGCCAGUUCUGUGGGCAGGCUGGCACCCCACUUGAGAACAAGCCGCUGUUGUUCUACUUCAACAUCAUGAAGUGUGCCAGUCCCAUGGUGCUGCUGGAGUUCCAGUGUCCAACCACACAGAUGUGCGUGGAGAAGUGCCCCGAAAAGUUCAUGACAUUAAUGAAAGCCUACAGCGUCAAAAAUGACUUUGAGAUCUACAAGAAAUUCUGCAAGGAGGGUGUGACUAAUACAAUGAGCAUACCAGACAUCCUUAAGUUAGGUCUCUGUCCUGCCAUGCUGAUCCCCAGCAAACCCUUCACUCGUAGGUGUUUCCCAGCUUUGGGCCAGAAAGGAGGGGUGAUAACUGUGGGAAACAACUCUCACUUUGAUGAUGGAAGCGGAACUAUGAGAGAUGCCAAGGAUCUUGUGGAUGGAGUCAAGAAUGCCACUGUGGUUAUUGAGGCUCGUCAGGUGGUCAUGAAAAUCUUUGAGGACUACACACAGUCCUGGUACUGGAUCCUGAUAGGGUUGGUUAUUGCUAUGCUCACCAGCCUGCUCUUCAUCGUCCUCCUGCGCUUCCUGGCAGGGAUCAUGGUCUGGAUUAUGAUUGUCCUGGUGAUACUGGUCAUAGGAUAUGGUAUCUUCCACUGCUACAUGGAGUAUGCUGGCCUGAGUGGAGAACCAGGCGCUAACGUGACUAUACAGCAACUGGGCUUCCAGACAGACUUCUCAGUCUACCUGCAGAUCAGACAGACCUGGCUGGCCUUCAUGAUUAUCCUGGCCAUUGUGGAGGUCAUCAUCAUCCUACUGCUCAUCUUCCUCAGGAAAAGGAUCCUCAUUGCUGUUGCUCUCAUCAAAGAAGCCAGCAGAGCCAUUGGGCAUGUGAUGUCGUCCCUUUUCUACCCACUGUUCACUUUCUUUCUCUUGGCCAUGGUCAUCGCCUACUGGGCAGUUACUGCUGUAUUCUUGUCUACCUCAAAUGAACCCAUCUACAAAGUUUUCAAUGAGACAGCAUGCGACCACUCAAGACAAACCUGUGACCCAGCUAACUACACGACCAGUCCUAUGAAAAAACAGUGCCCUGACUCCCAGUGCCUUUUUGCCUUCUACGGUGGAGAGACCGUUUACCACAAAUACCUGAUCGGCCUGCAGUUCUACAACGUCUUCCUCUUCUUUUGGUGUGCCAACUUUGUCACGGCUCUGGGACAGAUGACCCUGGCCGGGGCCUUCGCCUCGUACUACUGGGCCUCUGUCAAGCCGGAUGACAUGCCUGCCUUCCCAUUGUUUUCUGCCCUAGGGAGAUCUCUCAGGUAUCAUACAGGAACUCUGGCGUUCGGCUCCCUUAUCCUCUCAAUCAUUCAGAUCAUCAGGGUUUUGCUGGAGUAUCUGGACCACAAGCUGAAAGGAGCCCAAAAUAAGUUUGCCAAGUUCCUGUUGUGCUGUCUGAAGUGCUGCUUCUGGUGUCUGGAGAAAUUCAUCAAGUUCUUAAACAGAAAUGCCUACAUUAUGGUGGCGAUAUAUGGCAAAAACUUCUGCACCGCUGCCAGAGAUGCCUUCUUCCUCCUCAUGAGGAACAUGAUCAGGGUGGCUGUCUUGGACAAAGUGACCGAUUUCCUCUUGUUUUUGGGAAAACUGCUCAUUGUUGGGCUCGUGGGGAUCUUUGCUUUCUUUUUCUUCUCUGGGAGAGUGAAGGCCUUUGAGAAUACAGCUCCCAAUCUCCACUACUACUGGGUGCCCAUCCUGACUGUGGUGAUUGGCUCCUACCUCAUUGCCCAUGGAUUCUUCAGUGUGUACGCCAUGUGUGUGGACACUCUUUUCCUCUGUUUCUGUGAAGACCUGGAGCGCAAUGACGGUUCAGCCACAAGGCCUUAUUACAUGUCCUCAACUCUCCGUGAGAUCCUGUGGAAGAACAAAGCUGAGGACCCGUCUUCGUCUUCUGCACAGCAACCGGACGAUGAAGACGUCCAGUUGAAACGGCAGCAGGCUGAGGAGAAGGACGCGGCUUAGAGAAGAGGAGUUUUGUGGACAAAGACACUGUUUGCGAAUGUCAUCAGAUUUUUCAAUGAGUUAUGGGCAUAACAAAAUCCAUGCAACACUUUUUUUUUUUUUUUUUUUUUUUUUAUAGUUGAGUUAAAUUAUGAUAGUAGGGAGCUGGUACUUGCUGUUGCCCAUUGGUGAAUUCUCCUUUGCACCUAACGCACUCAUCUCACAGAAGCAGACUGUAGUACAGCUACAGAACACUAUGCCUUAAAGUAGCAGGGAUUCAGUGUUUCCUUUAUUCACAGCUGAGUGGUGCAGAUUUCCUUUUACCUUUUUUUUUAUCUGUCCUUCAACACACGGAAACAUGGGAAACAAGACUUAAGGCUUUUCUUAAUUGACCAUUCACUAAACCCCUGCCCCCCUCAAACAAUGAUUGUCCAAUCAUAGGUUAGCAACAGUAACUAAGCUUUGGAUUUCGCCACAUGCUGAAGCGGUGUGAAUGGGUUUGGAAGGCGGUGUCUUUUGUGUUUUGCUUUCUAAAAUUAAAAACAAAGCAAAAAUUAAUGGAGUGUUUAUCUGCUCUAACAAGAUGCAAUUAUUAGUAUGUUCAGCUAACUAGUUUACUACCUACAGUACUAACCCAGUGUUAGUUCCAACACAAAGGAGCAUAAUAUACUACAUUAUCUUGAGAGGUUGCAAGUUAUGUUAAAAAAAAAAUUCUUGUUCAGGAUAGCACAUUCACUGUAUAUUAUUUUCUAACAGUUUGGAAGCCGGUCCAGGAUGCUAUAUCAGAGUUUAGGCUAACGUAGCGACUCUGUCCUGCUCUUUUAUUGGAAUUAGGAAAGUUUACACACCAGCAAAACUCAUUAUUCGAGGUAGCAUAGCAUUAUGUCCGCCAAACGCAUUGGUUAGUCCUCAUCCGAAAAGCCUUUUCUCUUGUAACGUUAAAAGUAAAACAAACUGUUUAAAAAAUACCAGCUUAUAUUAUUGCUUAUUUAUAUUAUGCAUAAAUCUAACUUCUGUAUUGUAUAAGUAUGUAAGGUAAGCAGCCACACAGGGUUAUGUUAGAAUGAAACAACAGUCUGAUCUUACAUUUUUCCUUAUACUUAUAAUACAAGGACUAUAGCUCUACACUGUAAUACAAGAACAAUGCUAUUAAUUUAUUUCCAUGUCCUCUGCAUUUAUCAUCAACCAGUGAGGAUGCUGACUUUUUGCCUGGGACAUGUAGCUUUAUCCUCAGUCUUUUAGCAAGACAUCAUGUAGGUAGCCAUAAAAUACAUAUUUAGGAUCCGUUUUACAGGGUUUUUGUUUUUAAAACAAAUAAGCUGGAAACAAUAAAAAGUCAGCGCUUUUAACUGACUCGUGGCACUACGUUAGCUUAAUUAGUUAGCAAGCUACAACUGAUAGAAUCAGCCAGCACCAGUUGUCAUUUCAGAUGGAGAAAUCAAUAGAAAUAAGAAACUGCUUUUGUCUACCUCUGUUUGAAAUUGAUCCAUUAUUUCCAAAAUUACUAAGAAUUUCGAUGGACAGUCUGGCAUCAUAAUCAUUGUAAACUGCAUAUGUGCUUUGCGAGAAUGGAAAGCUUAGCAACAGUAACAACAGGGGUUAGGGAAUGGUCAAUUGAGCAACAAGCAUGUCUCUAGGAAUGGGCGCUUUAAAAUGUGCACAGGAAUAUUGUACGUGGAUAAUUUGUGGCAUGAUUAAGAUGAAAAAAUGGUGGUCUCUCAUUGGAGGUGAUAAAAUUGAAUUAGUUAACUUUCUCUUGUUAACAGCCAGGUCUUUCCUCACUUUUAAUGACAUGGCACUUGAAAUGUCUGUAGUUAGUUUAUGGUACUCUUGAACAUGUUAGAAAAACUGCUUAACUGAAAUUGUAUAACUGGCCUACUGAGGUAAACUGACAUUUCUAAACUCUGCUUUAGCCUUUUAAUAGUUCCUCCCACUGCCACUGGCCAAUAGAAACUUGAAGCCGUUCAUGUGCCUAAUUUACAGUGUUAAUAUUGGUCUGUUUGCACCUUUGACUUAAGAUUUAAAGGGUACAUAAUUUUUUACAGUUUAUGUAAUCAGAACCACAUGAUCACUUCCUUAGUAUGCUGCACUAUUAAUGCACUUUAAUUUCUGUUCACACUAAGCCAUAACAGGUUUUUAUCUGUAUAAAUGAAUACUGGUGAUUUUCUUGAGGCUAGCUGCUUUGUAGUCUCUUAUGUUGAAGUUUUUACUGUAAAAGAAAUGUAGUUUUGCAUUCAGUACCUCCUUUACAAAGGAACCUGUGCUUGGCAGUAUAGCUGGCUUAAACAGUAUUUACAGAAGGAAUUUAAACUCUUGAAAUGGAUGCAUGUUGGUGAUUGUCUGAACUAUUGAUUAAAGAGUUAUACGUUUGUUAAAUGCAAAUGAAACGUUUUCUCUGCUGAACUGGAAACAACCCAAGCCGACUUUGUCCUCCAGAUUUACUAGUUAUGAAGAUUAAUUGUGAAGCUUGACCCUCAUUUUAAAAAAUACGUGUCUGUUUAGGCUGCAGAAUGCUUUGCAAAAGAAAAGAGAAAAAAACUGUGCCUCAAAGUGUUUGAAAUGAAAACUGUGGCCCUAAUGACCUUUUUUUUUUUUAGUUUAAUGCCAUUUUAUUGAAUCUUUUUCCAGUGGAGGAUCUUGAGAGGAACGAUGGCAGUCCGGAGAGGCCCUACCUGAUGCCCGAGAGCCUCCGCAAAGUCCUGAAUAAGAAGAACAAGACCGUGCCGGCUGAGUAGAACACCUCCUCUAACAGUACAAGCCUUAGCGAGGCGAGACUGGGGGCUAAACUUGACUGUGGUUUUGUUCACUGGAAACAGGCUUGGACAAGAACCUAAUGCCAUCAGUCUCCAGGAGCCUACAGGUGACAAUCAGUAAUGUCAUCCAUUGUGUUUCGUUACUACCAAAUAUUUUAUUCCCACGUCUGUUUCUUAUGAAUCAGACACUUCUAUUUAACUCUUAGCUAUUUAAUUUGGAGCUUUGGAUUUUAAAAAUUUGGAGAUUAUUCAUUUCUAAUUUGAAUGCAGUUAAUAUCCAAACUUUUUUUUUUUUUUUUUUUAGUAUGUUGUACAUUUUUAUCAAAGACACAGCUUAAUUGGAUCAUGUUUUUUUUUAUUUUUAAUGAGUUUUACAUGAAGGUAAGCUUAAAUGUAAUCUAUUAAAGUUUAUUAGUAUGUAUUUUAAAUGUAAUCUUAUGUCAUAUUUGAAUAAAUAUUUAACCUUGUUACCAAAGCCAUUAUACUACCACUCAUGCCACCUGUCUACAUAUGCAACUACAAUUAGACUCUUGCAUAAAGCAUCUGAUGCUGUGGUGCAACAUUCAUCAACAAGCGUAUGGAGAGAAAUAUAAAUAGGAGCAAAAGCUAAAUUUAUAUUGUAAUUGAUGUAUAGGAUUAUAUUUUGGUGCUCAUUUCAUGUUUGUGGAGUUGAUUUGAGAAUGCUUUUGAAGUAAAACAUAGUUUUGUACAUAA